CUUCUAUUUUGUGGUUAUCGACAAGUGACAAUUUUCUACAUCCUAUGAAAAAAAAUUUCUAAAUUGGUUUUCAUUAGAUAAUUGGAUUUUCAAAAAUGGCAAAAGCUUCAACCUCUAGUAAGUCAGUGAAAGAUGUUGUCAAUAUUAAAGAAGCCAAGAAAAAUGCGGGGUCACUAAUCGAAAAGAUUCUUGGGGACAUCAGUAAGACUUCAGCCUCUAAACAAAUGAUACUGGGUGUCUCUUCUGGUUGGUUUACUGGAUUUAUGGCUAUGAGAGUGGGAAAGCCUACCGCUUUAGCUCUAGGAGGAGGGAUCAUAUUACUUCAAAUUGCUAAUGAGAAGGGUCUUAUCAAAAUAAAUUGGGAUAAAGUAAACAGGAAAAUUGAUAAGGUAGCUGAUAAGGUUGAAGAAGUUGUUACUGGUCAACAGCCCACAGUGAUCGAUAAGGUUGAGCGAUUUGUUGAUAGAAAAAUAGCCAAAACAGAAGAAACUCUUAAAUCUCAAAGUGAGAAAGCUAAACGUUGGUAUACAAAAAUUUUAGGGGAAGAGCAAAUGCAGCUCAAAGAGAUGCACAUCUUUGUUGUAUCUUUUGUUGCUGGAGUGGCAAUAGGAAUUGGUAGUUCUUAAGGAGUAUAUUCAGUAGUGUAUAAGCAGUACGCUUAUGCCUUGCAAAAUCUUUGUAUAAACUUGUAGAUAUAGGAACUGCUGUUGAUUAAUCUGUAUUUAUUAUCUAUAUUAACUUAUUUCAGUAAGUUGAAUUUUCAAUACUAAUCUCAAUAUGUGAGUAAUCUCCAAAUGUAAGAUCUGUUAGCUCUUCUUUUCAUAUCAGUAUUAUAUUCAACUUUUGAGUUGACGAAUUGAAACCAAUUAGUUGGCCAUAAAAUGAUAUAAUAAUGUUUUUCUGAUUUAUUCAAUUGAAACGUUGUAAUAGGUUCGAUUGAAAUAAAUUUUUAUGAGUAGUA
Molecule: messenger RNA, 961 nt
Organism: Coccinella septempunctata (seven-spotted ladybird)
Lineage: Eukaryota; Metazoa; Arthropoda; Insecta; Coleoptera; Coccinellidae
Product: FUN14 domain-containing protein 1
Exons: 1
Coding region: 96-626 (176 amino acids)
Biological process (GO): autophagy of mitochondrion
Cellular component (GO): mitochondrial outer membrane
Source: RefSeq, a predicted model, not a curated record